Messenger RNA from Leptopilina heterotoma, 3360 nucleotides. Its product is annotated as piwi-like protein Siwi. Gene Ontology annotation, cellular component: P granule. NCBI's taxonomy places the organism in Eukaryota, Metazoa, Arthropoda, Insecta, Hymenoptera, Figitidae. The coding region runs from base 143 to 2845 and encodes 900 amino acids. The transcript has 10 exons. The record is from RefSeq and is a predicted model, not a curated record. Gene Ontology annotation, molecular function: protein binding; piRNA binding. Gene Ontology annotation, biological process: regulatory ncRNA-mediated gene silencing.
GAAGAAGCCGCCAUUGGGGGACAUUAUCACACAAGACGUUGAACUGUUCGGUGCACAGGUAGAAAAAAUAUGGGAUAUUUGUUAAUCCAGUUUGUAUUUUUGAGGAACUGAUCGAAAUAAAUACCAGAGAAAAAACAAAACCAUGGGCGAUAAUAGAAGCAGAGGAAGAGGGGAUAAUAGAGGAAGAGGCAGAGGUGAGAAUAGAGGACGAGGUCGAGGUGGAUCUGAAGAGUCGCAAAGACAAUAUCAACAGCAACUGCAGCAGCAACAACAACCACCAAGACAGCAACAACAACAACCAAGACAACAGCAGCAGCAACAACCACCAAGACAACAACAGCAGCAACAACAACAACCGAGACAACCGCAAGCACCAUGGCAGCAACAACAACAGCAACCGCAACAAUCUCAACAACAGGUGCAACGCUCUGCCUCUGGAGACUCAGCAAGAGCAUCAUCUGCAACUGAAGUCCUAUCAACAGAGGUUGCGAGACUAAAAAUUGGACCUUCAGGAGAUUCAGAAAAAAAGAAAUUCGAGAAACCUGAAAUUCUUCGAACUCGACCUGAUCACGUGGUGGAUAAAAGGGGAAAAAAUUAUGGCGCUCUCGUACAAUUGGAGACAAAUUAUUUUCAGUUUAACACCAAGACAAAUUGGUCGUUACAUCAAUACAGAGUCGAUUUUUCUCCAGAGGAGGAUAGAACUUUCGUUAAACGACGACUGUUUAAUCGCAUACCAAACACAAUGUUUGUGCCUAAUAUCUUUGAUGGAUCUGUUUUAACUACGAUUCAUGAAAUAAAGGAGUCGAUGGAAUUCGCUGUUACUCACACCGAAGAUGAGAGUAAAGUUGUGCACAUUAAAAUUCGUCAUGUUGCCUCAUUGUUGAAUAAGGCCGAUUAUGGCUACAUUCAACUUUUCAAUUUACUAUCACGUCGUGCCUUGGAAAAUUUGAAUCUUCAAUUGAUCGGCAGAAAUUAUUUCGACCCAAAGGGAACGGUGGUUGUUCCUCAAUACAAAUUGGAGGUAUGGCCCGGAUAUUUGACAUCGAUUCGUCAACACGAACAGAGCACUCUCAUGUGUGCGGAAAUUGUGGGCAAAGUAAUGCGACAGGAAACUGUACUUGAUAUUCUCUCCAAUUGUCAAAGAAAUAGUCGUGAUUUUCAGCGAGAUUUUAAAAAUGAAGUCAUUGGAACAAUCGUGAUGACCACGUACACAGAUCGUACCUAUCGAAUCGAUGAUGUUGACUUUAAUGCCUCACCUUCACACACUUUUGAAAAGGGCGGAGAAACAAUAAACUACGCGACAUAUUUAGAACAACGAUAUCAAGUUAAGGGUUUGAACAUGACACAACCCAUGCUUGUAUCAACAACAAAUGCUCGACAACGAAGAUCUGGAAUGCCUGAAUUAAUUUAUUUAGUUCCCCAACUGUGUCGUACUACUGGUUUAACUGACCAAAUGCGCAAUAACUUCCAGUUAAUGAAGGAAGUUGCAAAAUAUACUUGCGCGGAUCCGAAUGUUCGUAUUGAAAAGCUAUUGUCAUUUAAUAAGAGAAUAUCGCAAUGCACGAAAACAACCGAUCAGUGGACCCAAUGGGGCCUUUCUCUUGGUACUCAAUUGGUAAAGGUCAGUGGAAGACAAAUGCCACCGGAGGAAAUUCUUUUUGGAGGCAAUGCCAAGGAAGCCACUGCCGAUUGGACUCGAGCUUUGCAAUCGAUGAAACCAAUUGUUUCACAGGGACAGCUUAACAACUGGUUUAUCUUACAUCCAAAGCAAUCAAGAUGCAUUCCGAGUCUACUAGAUUUGCUGCUGAAAGCAUCAAGGGGAAUGAACUUCACAAUUGGAAAACCACAAUGUGUUCCAUUGGAAAAUGAUAAUCCUGUGGCGUAUGUAAAUAUGAUUGAGAAUAUCAUGACUAAAACGGUGCCACAAAUGAUAUUUUGUGUUGUCUCGAGUGCAGCGGCGAAUCGUUAUUCGGCAAUUAAACAAAAGUGUUGCGUGGAUCGACCAGUUCCAAGUCAAGUUAUUAAGGAAGCGACAAUUAACCGCAAAAAUGCAUUAUCGAUUAUGACAAAUGUUGUCAUCCAGAUGAAUUGUAAAAUUGGUGGAGUUCCAUGGAAAGUCGCUUUACCAUCUAAUGACGUGAUGGUCAUUGGUUUUGACGUUUGUCACGAUACAUCGAAAAGUGGUUGGGAUUAUGGUGCAAUGAUUGCUUCAAUAAAUGGCGAUUGCACGAGAUAUUACAGUGCCGUGAGUGAACACAAGAAGGGCGAUGAAAUUUGUGACACUCUUGCCGAGCAUAUCAACAAAGCUUUAGAGAGUUACAAAAGAUUAAAUGGAAGACUUCCCGGAAGAAUAUUCAUGUAUCGAGAUGGAGUUGGUGAGGGACAAUUGAACGCUGUCUAUAAAGUUGAAGUCGCAAGAAUUCAAGGCAUGAUAAAAAGAGUUUAUGCCGAGAACAAUACUGAAGUUGGAAAAUUGUCGUACAUUAUUGUUACCAAAAGAAUAAACAGUAGGUACUUCUUGAGACAACAGAAUCCAAAUCCAGGAACAGUUGUCGAUGAUGUCAUAACCGAUCCGGAUAAGUAUGACUUUUUCAUGGUUUCAGCGAAAGCCAAUGUUGGCACGAUUACGCCAACUUAUUACAACGUCAUUAUUGACGAAAAUAAACUACGUCCUGAGAUGUUACAACGCUUUACAUUCAAAUUAACUCACCUUUACUUCAACACAAGUAAAACGGUGAGAGUACCAGCGCCUUGUCACUAUGCACAUAAAUUGGCUUUCCUCGUAAGCCAAUUUAUUCAUCAGACGCCUUCUGAGAAGUUGGCAGAAUUACUGUACUUCCUUUAAGGAAUUAUUUCGGAUUGCUCUCUUUUUUAAACAUUUGUUUAUUUUGUUAAAAAACAAAUUUCUAGAAUCUCGAAGAUUUUUUUUUUACUUGCAUAAAUAUUUUGGUAAUCAGUGUUUAUCGAGGAUUGUUUUUUUUAUUUUACUUUUCGUUGCAUUUGAAAGUAAUUUUAUUUUACUUAAGACGGUGAUUUAAAAAUUGUACCGCCUACGUUUGUAUUGAUAUACAAAUUAAUUUUUUUUUCUUUUUAAUUUGACAUUUUUGUCUUAUAUUUAAUUGUUGCCUGAAACAAUAAAAAAAAUUGUGUUAAUCACAAAAGAGAAAGUAGUUAUCGUAGAAAUAAGUUACAAAAAAAAGAAAUAUACAAAGAUAGAAAAAUACAAGUCUGAAAAAAUAGUUUCGUAUGGAAUGCGAGACCAAAGAUAAUAAAAUAUAGUUUUGUAUAUUACAUGUGUAAGAUAAUGUAAGAAUUUCUUCCUAUGGAGAAUGUUAUUUUGCAAUAAAAUAUUUUUCUGUA